This is a messenger RNA of Trachymyrmex septentrionalis, 1207 nucleotides long. RefSeq names its product 2-oxoglutarate and iron-dependent oxygenase domain-containing protein 3-like. The record is from RefSeq and is a predicted model, not a curated record. Gene Ontology annotation, molecular function: oxidoreductase activity, acting on paired donors, with incorporation or reduction of molecular oxygen; iron ion binding; L-ascorbic acid binding. NCBI's taxonomy places the organism in Eukaryota, Metazoa, Arthropoda, Insecta, Hymenoptera, Formicidae. The transcript is spliced from 5 exons. Gene Ontology annotation, cellular component: membrane. The coding region runs from base 203 to 1162 and encodes 319 amino acids.
UGCAAGGCACAUACAAAAACGUGAGCAGUAAGGAAAUCGUAAACCGUAACAUUAGAUUCACUAUUGACGAGUAACCAUGUGUUUGACACUUUUCUAGUUAUACAUUAGUAUGGCAUGUGUAUGAACUGUGAAAAGUUGGAUUAAACAUAAAAUUAAAAGAUAAACAAAAUAGCAAUACUAUAUACCAAUAUACACGAUAACGAUGCAAGAAGUGAAGAGAAGUAAGAAAAAAAACACGCGGAAAGAAAAUAUAACGCAGGAGGAAAACAAGGCGGAAAAACCGAGCAAACCUGUUGAAUUGAAAUAUGGACCUACUGUAUCUUUUCCAUAUCAAAGAGUAUGGUCUAGAUGUGUUCUGAUACUUGGAGUCUUGCUAAUAGUUUGGUGUAAUAACAGACAGGGUAAAGAAGUGUGUCUAGCAAAGCAGAAAGACAUAUUGGUAAGUCGUACACAGAACGUUGACUGCUCUAUGGAUUAUAAAGACGAGUUAGAAAAAUACUCUGGCUGUGUACCAAAAAAAUGCGGCAGAGUUAUAACUGACAAACUCGUCUCGACAACAGAGGCAGAUGUUUUACUGAAACUAGCGAAAAGUGGAAUAGAUUUGGCUGGAUCUGAAGGUGGCGCAAGUAUUCUGGAUCUUCAUUCAGGCACUGUUAGUAAGAGCCAAGGUUUUAUCAAUAUCUAUAAACUCCCAGAAGCAAAGAAAAUAUUCAACAGUACAGAUUCAGCAAUUUAUAAAGUAGUGAAAACAAAAAUACAACAUGCGGUGGCGCAUAAUUUCGACAUAGAUAUAAAUAAGAUUUACUUUACCAAAUUUACCUUCUUCUCGCGGAUGACUAAUAAACCCGCGAAAACCAUACAUGAUGAAUACUGGCAUCCACAUAUCGAUAAGGAAACAUACGAAUCGUUUCAUUACACAGCGUUGCUAUAUUUAAAUGAUUUUGAUAAAGAUUUUGAAGGCGGCCGAUUUAUAUUUAUGGAUAAGAAUAGUGUCAAUACUACAGUAGAACCCAGAAAAGGAAGAGUAUCAAUUUUUACUUCAGGAAGCGAAAAUGUACAUCUAGUUGAAAAAGUGAAAUCUGGUACCCGUUACGCUUUGACCGUGUCUUUCACAUGCGAUAAGAACGCCGCGAUAUCCGAUCUAAAUUUACCGAUGCAUUAAAUUAAAAUUUAUUUCAUCAUUUUUUUAGUUGUUGAAUACAUAAAU